GAAAAAGGGCCGGUGGGAUGAGUGAGUUGUGCUCGGGACCGAGCCAACCUGAAUUUCUCCUUGUUUAGCCGCCGCCUCCCCUCAUGACAUCAACACUGCGGAGAGCCGCCGCGCGCUCAGACUCUGCUGCAGAGUGCAGAACGCCAGUGCGCAAAGCGGAUCGUGUGGUAUUGAUGAGUGAUUGGUGAUCUAUCAGGAUGUCGCUGUACGCGUCUCAGAUUAAAGCUUUUAAACGCGCAGAACCCAAGACACUUGGCGCUAUUGAGAUCAUAAUUGGAGUGUUGACUGUCAUAUUGAGCUCAGUUGUGUAUAAGCUGCACUAUCAUAUCCAGCGGGAAAUCAUCAUCCUCAUCAUCAACGGUGCUCAGCUUGUCAUAACUGGUGUUGUCCUGGUGCACACUGGGAGGAAGCCAACUAAAUGUCUGGUGCUGACAACUAUUGUUCUGCAGCUACUAACAGCAGCAUUUGAUAUUGUUGGAUUUGGGCUCAUGGCCAGACACAUCCCAUUCAGAGGAGAGUCAUACUACUACAGGGACACAGAGUGGUGUUGUGACCCACUUCACUCUGUUUGGGCUUGCUGUGGAGAAGGAGAGAAAGGGGGACAUAAAGAGUUCUUAGUGAAUGGGAUCUUGGGAACACUGAUCGGUUUCCUGGUGCUAGCAUGUAUCAUUGGUUUGGUUGUGUCUCUUUUUGGGGUCUACGCCCUUUCUGUUAGUGCCAUUAAGGAGCUGACGCCCAUCCCUCACUCUACAGCAAACCAAUAUUAUGGUGCUGGCGUUCAGGCCCAGAAUAUGAUCCAUGCUGGAAACUGACAAAAUAAAAGAUGUUCAGAGCAGAAGGGCACAGUUUUAGCACAGUUUUACACCAACUGCUAACUACAAACUACAAACCACUCACAGGUAAACAACCACAACUACAGAAGAAAAAAAAAAAAAAACUUUUGUGAAGUUGUAAAUAAUUUUUUGAAAAUAAAAUGGAUAAAAUCUCGUUUUUUGCUUGGCUGUUGCUGUCACAAGCUGUAGGACUGCUGUAAUUUCGAAAGCUCAACUUAAUAGUUGUUCGUACCUCAUUAAUUUUUGCUCUUACAAACUGAAGCUUCUUAGCAUGUAAUUCUAAUUAAAUGUCUACCCAAAAAUCUUGACCAGAAUACAAUGUUAUAGAUGUAUGUUAGAGGGGUAAAUGUGUUUAUCAUUCUUAGGAUAUGUCAAAUUCAGCAUUAGGUACAUAAAAGAAACAGAAAAGGAAUUAUGGUGAAUGGGAACGGUAAGAAGGUUCUGUGAUUCUGACUUUUGUAGAAUUUUGUACCACCUUUUGCAUGAAUGUUUAUAUCGGUCAACAUGUUUGUUUUAGCCACAUGAGGACAUAUGGGCAACAUUUUAUCAAGUUGAUAUUUGUUCAUUUCAAUUGCAAUUUGAAACCGUAAAAAUCUAACAACAUUGUAAGCUGGCCAAAUAAUUAUAUAUAUAUAUGCUUACAAAAAAAUCCUGGCUUGAUAAAUGUGGCCCAUGUUCAGUGAAACUCCUCUAAAGCAGAGUAAUGUGAAUUUAAACACCAGUGAAUAACUAAACAGCAUCGCUUGGCUUUUUUGUCAUCUCGUUUUAUCCGUACUGAUUCUUCAGGAAAGCUAUGAUGACUGCCAACUCUGUAAGUGCCACCACUUGUGACCAAAAUCAUGGACACCCUAAUGACUAAAGGUCAGAGGUUGAACCCUCAGUCAAGGGCUCGACUUUGGUGAUGUAAAAUCCUCUUGUGGAAGCAUGUGUCGUUCGUUCUGUGUCUGUAGAUCUUUGUCUUUAUGACAGCAUGUGAGAUUUACAUUGUGCCUGUUCUCAGUGAUCUCUUGAUGUGUAGUAAAAUGAAACCAUGUAGUAUGUAGUAAUAUGGCUGUGUUUGUGUUUGUAUUUGACUGAAUGAUAUUUCAAAUAAACUUGAUUUAAUACACAA
Molecule: messenger RNA, 1944 nt
Organism: Ctenopharyngodon idella (grass carp)
Lineage: Eukaryota; Metazoa; Chordata; Actinopteri; Cypriniformes; Xenocyprididae
Exons: 8
Coding region: 198-812 (204 amino acids)
Cellular component (GO): membrane
Source: RefSeq, a predicted model, not a curated record